Molecule: messenger RNA, 5127 nt
Organism: Trametes versicolor FP-101664 SS1
Lineage: Eukaryota; Fungi; Basidiomycota; Agaricomycetes; Polyporales; Polyporaceae
Exons: 9
Coding region: 1-5127 (1708 amino acids)
Biological process (GO): Golgi organization; autophagy; COPII vesicle coat assembly
Cellular component (GO): endoplasmic reticulum exit site; ER to Golgi transport vesicle membrane
Source: RefSeq, a predicted model, not a curated record
AUGACCACCGCUGGCGAGGCCGCUUCUCUUUUUGGCUCUCCGGACGCCGCACUCGACCCCUUCGCCGCCGCGCUCGGGGGAGACGAUACCCGCGAACAGACGCACGGCAACGCUACGGCCUCUGACGGGGUCGCGGACCUCUUUGGCUCGGCUACGGACCCGUUUCCGGUGGGCGGUGGUGAUGCGCUAGGUGCGGGUGGGACAGAGGCGCAACAGACGUGGUACGAUCCUGCCGGGCAGCAGAACUACGGGUAUAGCGCUCCUGCGCCCGCUGUAAACUCAUACGCCCCAGCGUACCCGGAGCAGCAGGCUUACCCCCAGCAGAAUGGAACGUACGCUUCGUACUCACAGCCCCAGUACGGGUCUACUGCCGCGCCGGCGGUCUCAGCGUACGAGCCCGCCUAUCCUCAGCAACAGAGCUAUGCGCCACAAACGUACUCCGCUUACGGUCAGACGACCUCUGCGUAUGCACCGCAGACCACGGUUCAGCAGGCACCAGCAGCACAGACGAGUGCGUAUGGGUCCACUACGUAUGAUCCGUACAAGCCGGCGCAGACCCAUUCAAGUUAUGAACCUCCCACCCAUACCGCUGCACCUUCGACGCAUGCACCUUCAACCCAUGCACCUGCGACACAGUCGGCGUACGACCCGUACAAACCGUCACAUCCCACUGCGCCCACGAGCUACGAACCCGCUUCGCAGCAGGGCUCUUACGCUCCUUACGCGUCAAGUUCGCACGGCACGGCAUACGGGAAUCCUGUCAUAGCCAUUCCACCGCCUCCAGCUCCCAUUAUAGAGGCCCCACCACCCCCUCCAGCGGUGUCUGCAGCGGCCGCGAUUGCGCCCUACCGUCCGAAGACGGCCAAUGCAUUCGAUCCCCCCUUGCCCCCGAUCAAGGUGAAGCAUGCCCGUGUUCCUCCCAGGCAGACAUACGCUACUCCACCGCCCAUGUCUCCGCCUCUUUUGGCGCCUGUCACGCAGCCCUUACAGCCGCCUCCUCGAGGUCCGGCGAGGACUCCAGAUCCGUAUGCCCCGCCCCCCACCACUGUGCGGCGGGAUAGCCAUCCGCCGCCUCAUAUAGCAGCGUCCCCGCAGAAGCCCAAUCCUUAUGCCCCUCCGCUUCCCAAUGGCUCCAGUCAAUCCUCGGCAUAUGCACCUCCUCACAACCCUGUAGGCAACGGUUCUGCGUACGUUCCGAACGGUCAGUAUGGCACAUCCGGACUGCCUCCUUCAGGGUAUGCGCCAAGCGUUGCGUCGCCAACCCUAUCCUCCUACGCUCCUGCCUUCUCGCAACCUGUGAACUACGAUACCAGCGCGCAUGCCAAUAUUCCCCCAAUUGCUGAGCAGGAGGACGUAGAGUCUGUCUUCGGAACGGGCAUGGUUGCAUCGCCACCACGAGCAGAAUUGGAUCCGGAGGAUGCUACCCCGCAGGCAAGCCAAUAUGCGUUCACAAGGGAGCAUACGUCACCACCCUCGUCACCCCCACGGACUUCGCGGUCACCCAGGUCACCACCCACUUCGCCCAGGCUGCCGAAGUCGCCAAAAUCUAGAUCCCCGAGCGAAGUCGGCCACCCCUCGCCCCUACGCAGUCCGUCAUCCCCAGAAAGGUCAAGGUCUCCGCGCAAACCUUCCAGUGUUUCGAGCGCUUCUCCUCCCACCCAAUUCGCGUCGUAUCCCGUCGACCCGUAUGCACCUGUGGCGAAAGUUGAGCCUACCGAUCGUACCAAGUCCCCAGGGGCAUCUUCUGUGCGCUCGGUGCAAGGGGCUACAAGUCAAGCAUACGAGCCUCCUCCUCGAAGGGGGUCCGGUGCCGCGCCUCCGCCCUUCAACCGGCCUAUCUCCAGCCUCUCGCGGCGGUCCACGUUGUCGAAUCAGUACGAGCCUCAGCACGCGACGGAUCUCAACCGUUCGGCUUCACCAGCGGGCUCGAUUCGCUCGGUCACUGCGCCCAAACAAGGUGGUUAUGAUCCUUACGCUCCUACGGAAAAGCCAGCUGCUGCCUCCGCCCAUGCUCGGAAUACGUCAAAUGGUUCGGCAUACUCUACAACUUCGGUGCCUGACCCGUAUGCGCCCUCAAGGUAUCCUGCGCGGCAAUCCAGCGAGCACACGUACAGCAGCUUCGCUCUUCCUCCACAGGGUAACUCGUCGUACAUCCCCAGCGCUGCAAGCUACGACCGCUUAGGCGGCCAGGUUGUCACGCUCGCGGCUCCGGUGCACUCGACCUAUGCGCCCUCGCCAUCCUUGUUGGGGACGAACGACCCUCUCGGUCGUACGUCGGCAAGGGUACCUGUCGUAAGCUUCGGCUUUGGCGGAAAGCUGGUAACGUGCUUCCAUGGGGCGUCGAUGAACACGGGCUUCGACGUCGCGCUAUCUGCGCGACAGUCGACGGACAUCAAGAUCCACUCGCUCAGCAAGGUCAUUCCAGAAAGCGUUUUGGAUUCUUCGGCGGCGUCUUACCCUGGCCCUCUGUUCUCCGACCCGGGAUCGCCCACUGCGAGCCUCGUCCGUACCGGAGCAACGCAGAUCAAGACAAAGAAGGCGCGUGUUGUGAAGUACCUGGAAGAGCGGGCGGAGGAGAUCAAGAGCGGGCUUGGCUACCACCGUGCAGACAGCGUUGACCGGAGUCGAGCUGAGGCAAAACGCAUCUUGGUGUUGUUACUGAAGGCCAUGGUCGAGAACGACGGUCGGUUGAGCGGGAGCGCUGAAGUCGAUGCAGCAGCGCGCGCUGCGCUGUUGCCAGACCAUGACGGGGCGAUUCCCUCAUCGGACUCGUCGGGGAUCAUACCAGCGUCCUCUUCCGACCUCCUGCAUGGUCCUCAAUACGGUCUCGCGUCUGCUCUGCCUAAUACCCAGGAUUAUACGGUUGCCACAACUACUGUUCGGUCAUCACAGCUCGACAAGAUCCAGGGUCUCCUAGCUCGAGGAGACCGCCGAGGGGCGUGCCACUACGCCGCGGACGAGAAGUUGUGGCCACAUGCUCUUUUAAUCGCGAGUAGCAUCGACAAGGAUACCUGGAAGGAGGUCGUGACUGAGUGGGUCCGGGCGGAGUUGGCAAAUGGUCUCGGACAUACCCAAGGGGACCCAAGCGAGGGACGCGAAGCAUUGCGCGUCGCUUAUAGCUUGUACGGUGGUAACGGCGCCGCUUCAGUGCAAGAACUUGUCGCUCCCAGUUCACUCAUUCAACACCCGCCGACUUUGCAGAUUCCCCAGCCACCGCAGUUGUCGAUCACGCCGAUGACACCUAGCUUCCCCGUCGUCCAGGUAUUGAACGUACCUCAGGAGGUGCUUGCCAAUUGGGCGAAGACUGCAGCGAUGAUGCUGUCGAACCCACUGACUCCCGAUACCUCCUCUGCACUCACAGCUCUUGGCGACCAGCUUUCUGCGCACCAGUGGGUUGAAGCUGCCCAUGUUUGUUACAUGCUUUCUCCGCAAACGUCGCCUCUUGGUGCGAUGGGUACACACCCUCGCCUCACGCUCCUGGGAGGCCCCUCUGCUACCACAUCACCCACGUACUACAAGGAUCCCGACCCGAUCAUCUUCUCGGAGAUCGCGGAGUUUGCCAUGUCUCUGGCCACUCCUGCGAAGGGACAGGAAGCCUUUACUGGCCUUCCUCACCUACAGCCAUACCGACUGCUCCGUGCGACUUGCUUGGCGGAGCUGGGACAUGUCCAGCUGGCGAAUCGUUACUGUGAAGCCAUCACCACCGCUCUCAACCGUGGCUCGCCAUUCAUCAAUGUGACAUUCGUUGAGCAGCUGAAGGGCCUGUCGGAUCGCUUGACAGCGGCACCGCAGCUAGACAAGUCUGGUUCGUGGAUUCCUGGAAAGAUGUCCAAGCCUAGCUUGGACAGCAUUGGGAACUGGCUUGAGGGCCGCUUCACCAAGUUCAUUGCCGGCGAGGGAGACUCUCCCAGGCCCGAGGAGUCCCAUGGAAUGGCUCAACAGCAGUCAACCAGUGGACCCUUUGCGAACUUCAGCACGAUCUCAUCUGCAACCACGUCUGCCUACCCAUCCCCACAUCAGUCGGUCACCGAUCUCACGGAGAUGUCAAACGCGCCACCACCGUUCCGCGCUGGGUCUGCGCUGGGCGCCCGCCCGCCGUCUAGGUCGCAUGUUCCCAUCAACAGGGCCUCAUCGGCGAUGGACCAUGCGCGGAGUCCGUAUGGGAACGGCUACGCCCCAUCGCAAGGCUCAGAUCACCUCAGACCUGAGAGCGGUUCCCACGGCGACGUGUCAGGUUUCGGGCACUCAAAACCCCCCAGCACAGGCUCGUGGUGGGGCGCGUCGGACUCGGACGCUGCGACACCCACCGCGUCGACGUUCGUCACCCUGGACGACCAGCCCUCCUCGUCAUCGUCGAACUCCGGGUUCGUCUCGCUGAUGGACGAUCCGAUGCUGUCCAUGACGCCCACGGCGACGAAGCAGCAGGGCAGCCCCCUCCCGCGCUCAAACCAGUACUCACUAGCCGAAGAGGAUGACGACAACCUUGGUCUCGGCAACUCUUCGUCCCGGUCCAAGAAGGCGGAGACGGCGGAGAAUGGCGACGCGGCUGAAGGUGCAGAGGAGAAGCCCAAGGCAGCGGAACCCGCGAAGCCUGAGCUUAAGCAAGCUGCGUCCAGCGGCUGGCUCAGCAGACUCUGGAAGCGGAAUGAGGCAGCCCCCUCGCCGGCCCCUGUGAAGGCCAACCUCGGCGAGGAGUCGUCCUUUUAUUACGACAAGGAGCUGAAGCGCUGGGUCAACAAACAUUCGUCCUCCGCGGAAGCCGCGAAGGCCGCGGCCCCGCCGCCUCCCCCGCGCUCACAGACCGCGUCUCCGGGCAGGUCUUUUGGCGGUGCCAUGCCGCCACCGUCGCCCGUUGGUCCCCCGCCUGCGCGCCCCGCGACGGCACACCCUAUCGACCUUACCUCGGAGCCUCCCAGGAGGGCGCCCCCUCCGCGCGUCCGCUCGAACCUCGUGCCCAGCGACGCCGAAGGGCUUUCCGCUCCCCCUUCACCGCUGCCGCCCUCAGCUACACCCCCGCCUCCUGGUGGAGGCCCGCCGCCCCCGGCUGGCAGGCGCCCGCCACCGAAGCGGAAUGUGCGCAGUCGCUACGUAGAUGUCUUCUCACAGGAGGCCGCCGGAGGCCAGUAG